AUGGCUGACUGGCCUGUGACGCUUCACAGCUUUGGAGACAUUCAUUACUUUUACGGCCCGCCGACGAAUAACCCCCCUCACCACCGCUUCGAUAAGGGCUCCUACGUUUAUCUGUUCGAAAACGCGAAUGACCGCCGCGCGCGCAUUGAGAUCGCGAACCACCCAGGCACGGAUGAUCAAGAUGCCUUUGACGGUUUCCUCGAUAAGACGCACGUGCAGUACACCUAUAAUCACCAAUGCAUGGUAACCCUCACUGUCGGCGAAACGACGGACCAGACGGAGUGGCAUCUCCCGACCUACGACCCCCAAAAUCAGAACAAGUACCACUACAAGCUUCACUCUCUCGACAUCUACUUCUGGAAGCAGGAGGACGCGCUCCAGUUCGUCAAUGGCAUCCGCAGAGUCCUCCCGCCGGCGCAGGUCGAGGUUCUUGACGAGCCGGCGCAGCCAUCACACCACCACAGCCAUCACCAAGCCGACCCCGUGAGCGCAGUCGUGCAACAGCUCGAGCACGCCGCGAUCUCGGAUCCUCACUACGGCAGCCCCCAGCAACCUCAACAACAAGCGCCCGUCAGUUUCGCGGGGCCUCCAACGUCCGCUGUCCCGGCGCAGCAAGAACCUCCAGCAAGCUUUGUGCCGAUGGCAUAUAACCCCGCCGCGCCCGCCGCGCCCGAGGCAAUCAGACACCGAGAAAAGACUCCUCCCCCAGAAGACGGCGGGGUGGACCCCCUAGCGGCCGCAGUAGCAUACGACGCCCAGGCUCCCUUCUCUCCCGGCUUCGUCCCGCCCCCGGGUUUCCAGUCCGCCCAGGUCGGCGCCACCGGUCUCCCUCCACCGCCCCCGCCUCCGCAGUUUGGCGCUCCACCGCAACCCGGGCUCCAGCGCGCCGUGACCAUGCCCGUACAAGCCGUCCACGGCGGCCUGGCCUCGCCGGGAUUGGCAAGCCCCUACGGCAGCAACUUUCCCGGCACCCCGGGUCUGCAGCCUCCUCCACCUCCACCCCCGCCGCAGACAGCGCCGGCCCAGCCUCAACAAGCGCCCCAACAGCAACAGGCCCAGCAGCCAACGCCGCCUCCUCAGACGCCAGGCGCGACGGGCACGCCCCCGGUCACGAGCCCCGGAGCUACGCCGAUCGGGGGAUUCUCGCAGUACUCGUACACGACGCAGCCGCAGUCGCCGGCGGCGGUGGACUACUCGGUGCACCAGCAGCUCUACCGGCCGACGGAGCAGGAGGCGGCCCGGUACAAGGGGUACAUGGUCAAGCAGGAGCCGGCGGGCAAGUUGGAGGCGAACGCGGGGCGGCUCGAGAGGGGCGUCACGGGCAUGCUGAGGAAGUUUGAGAAGAAGUUUGGAUGA
Colletotrichum chrysophilum is the source of this 1356-nucleotide messenger RNA. RefSeq lists its product as uncharacterized. NCBI's taxonomy places the organism in Eukaryota, Fungi, Ascomycota, Sordariomycetes, Glomerellales, Glomerellaceae. Bases 1 to 1356 code for a protein of 451 amino acids. The transcript has 2 exons. The record is from RefSeq and is a predicted model, not a curated record.